AUGGCACCGCGUCGUCAAAUGACUGAUGCUGAAAAGGCAGAAAAGAAUAGGAAGCAAAGAGAAAAAAGAGCGCAAGAAGAUCCAGAGGCUAGAGAAAAACGUUUGCAAGACAAUAGAGCCAGGGCACAAUAUGUGCGCGAUGAGAAAAAGCAGCGUCUCGAUCAAAAAGUUCAACGUCAAACCCAAGAUAAAGUAGACAGGCAAGUGCGUCUAGACGUAGAAGCGCCAAGACGUAAAGAAAACCGAGCUCAAGAGCCAGACGAAAUACAACGAGCUAGGCUACAAGAGCAAGCAUUGCGACAGCAAGCUCUGCGUGAAGAGGAAAGUGAGGAAGAAAGGCGUGCAAGGCUAAGAGAUCAAGCAACAAGACAGCAAGCUGUACGCGACGCAGAAACCGCUGAUGACAGGAGAGUAAGGAUGAUCGAGGAUAACUUGCGUCAUCAAGUCCUACGCGCCCAAGAGACGGUAGAAGAGAGGAUGUCGCGUGCCAUGGCUGACAGAUUGCGUCAUCAGAUGUAUCUGGUUGAAGAAACGGAAGAAGAGGCGGAAAUACGUAGGGAACUUAACAGGGAACAAACAGCCAACUACAGAGCGGCAGAGAUAGAAGAAGAAAGGGAAGAAAGACGAGAAGAGAGUCAAUUUCGAAUGGAACGUUUGCGAGAAGAGAGAGAGGAAGACGAGGAAUUACUUCGUGCCAUAAAUGCAUUGGAACAUGCUGAAAUUUUACCAUUGGAAAAGGAGCGCACUUUUCGCGAAGAGCUAUUGACUGCCCGCAACCGUGCGGGAGUGCCAGGAACUCAUAGAGCGGCUUGCAAAACAUUGGCUUCCGAAGACCGUGUCUUAAUGCACGAUUGUGGAGAAAUGACCGUCACGUGCGGCGAAUGUAAUGCCAGGCAUUUCAAGGGUGAACAACCGACAGACAAGAAAUUCACCCAAUGCUGCGCAAAAAGAAAGGUGAUUCUCCCACCUCCAAAAGAGUGCCCCCAACCGCUGGUUAAACUAUUGCAGAAUGACCAUCCAAAGGCGAAAGCGUUUAUGAAGAAGAUCCGCAAUUACAACAGCGCUCACGCUUUUGCUUCGUUGGGAGCCAAUAUUUCAUCUCCCCCAGGGCGUGGACCCUAUGGUUUCAGAAUCCACGGUCAAGUGUACCACAACACCACACCCGUAGGCCCCAAUACGAACAAUCCUAGGUAUGCGGAUCUUUAUUUCAUGGACGCUGCGCAGGCUGGCGAGUUCAGAGCGCUUUCCACCUCAAACGGAGGAUGCUGCAGGAACUUGAUGGAGGAAUUGGACGCAAUGCUCCGAGAAAAGAAUCCGUACGCAGCCAUUUACAAGAUGAUGCGUCAAGUGCUUGAAGAAGAGUACCACCGAGCCCAAGAUGAGAAUCUACCACACCAAACAAUAGGAAUGAUCAUCAGCAGUGAUCGAAGAAAUCUAGAUCAGAGACGUUACAACAGCCCGAUGACAAACGAGAUUGCUGUGAUUUUCAAAAGCGCAAACGGUGAGCCGCCAGCAAAGAGAGAUAUCCGUGGCCAUCUCUUCAUCCCAGUCAGAGGGAGAACAUUCGUUCAGAUUGACACACAACAGCCCAUGUGCGACCCCAUGACAUAUCCUUUGCUCUUCCCUAACGGUGACGAUGGCUGGCAUGUAAACAUGCCUUAUACCACCACUACACGACGUGAAAGAGAGGAAGCAGCAGCACGGGCAAUGGAUGUGGAUGAAGAGGAAGAGAUCGAUCUCCCAAGACUUAAUGAGAUGGUGCGGCUAGAAAAUGCACCAGUAGAAGCCUUAGCUGGUGAGGAAGAGCUGGUGGAAGAACCAGAACCGGAACCAGAGGAGCAAAUGGAUGAUGACGAUAACGACCCCCAUCGAUUGAAUCGUGGCGAAGGAAGACGAAAAAGGGUCACGCAGUGCGAAUUUUACAGCUUUCUCAUGUCGAUUCGGGAAAAUUUCAACAACGUCUUGGCCCGCGGAUCACUCACUCAGUAAUGGACGGUCGAUUUUUAUGUCAAGAUUGAAGCCAACCGCGUCAAGUACAUCCGCGAACAUCAGGCGGAGCUGCAUGUGGCUCAAUACGACGGUCUCUUGGACUACUUGCUUAAUCGCGCCGAACGAGAAAACCUUACGUCUUAUCACGUCCUCCCUUCGAGUUUCAUCGGAAAUCCAAGGGCGAUGAAGCAAGCGUACCAAGAUGCAAUGGCCAUCUGUGGUAAAUUCGGCAAGCCAGUAUUCUUCCUGGCUUUCACCUGCAACCCAAAGUGGAGGGAAAUCACGGCCAACAUUCCCAGCCAUCUGUCGGCACCAGAUCGGCCCGAUAUAGUCGCAAGAGUCUUCCAGCAAAAGAAAAUUGAGUUGGUCAAUGACAUUGAAAAGUGGCAGGUGCUGGGAUUUGCGACUGCACGGAUACACGUCAUUGAAUUUCAGAAGCGUGGAUUGCCCCACUUUCACAUGCUCAUUUGGAUCGAAGAGCGUGACGCCCCUGCUACAGCGGAAGAUGUGGAUGCAACCAUGUGCGCGGAAAUUCCCGAUAGAACAACGCAUCCGAGACUUUAUAAGAGCGUCAUGACCCACAUGAUUCACGGUCCGUGUGGGUUAAUCAACAAAAAGUCCCCUUGCAUGGACGGCGACAAGUGCUCAAAGGCUUUUCCGAAGCAACAUAGCCAAGAAACACUCCUAAACGAUAACGGCUACCCCACUUACAGACGAAGAGAUACGUUCGUUGUACACCGCUUGAAACGAGGACACACGCAUUUCGAAGUUGACAACAGAUGGGUCGUUCCUUACAACCCUUGGUUAUCCCUCAAGUAUGGUUCCCACGUCAACCUCGAAUACUGCGCAUCCAUCGUCCGCGUAAAGUACAUCUUCAAGUACGUCUACAAAGGGUACGAUUGCCUGAAAAUGGAUCAAAAAGUGGGAAUGUAUCAUCUGGUACAAGGCGAAGAACCAAGGGUGGAGUGGGACGAAAUCACGUUCCAUCUUGAAGCGCGUUACGUCAGCGCGCCGGAAGCCUGUUGGUGA
This is a messenger RNA of Daphnia magna, 3018 nucleotides long. RefSeq lists its product as uncharacterized. Lineage: Eukaryota; Metazoa; Arthropoda; Branchiopoda; Diplostraca; Daphniidae. The transcript has a single exon. The record is from RefSeq and is a predicted model, not a curated record.